Molecule: messenger RNA, 627 nt
Organism: Pneumocystis murina B123
Lineage: Eukaryota; Fungi; Ascomycota; Pneumocystomycetes; Pneumocystales; Pneumocystaceae
Exons: 7
Coding region: 1-627 (208 amino acids)
Cellular component (GO): endosome
Molecular function (GO): GTPase activity; GTP binding
Source: RefSeq, a predicted model, not a curated record
AUGGAUGAAUACGAUUAUCUUUUUAAAGUUGUAUUAAUUGGAGAUUCUGGUGUCGGAAAAUCAAAUUUAUUAAGUCGUUUUACAAGAAAUGAGUUUAAUUUAGAAUCAAAAUCGACUAUUGGUGUAGAAUUUGCUACAAGAAGUAUACAAGUUGACGGAAAAACAAUUAAAGCACAAAUAUGGGAUACAGCUGGUCAAGAGCGUUAUCGAGCAAUAACAUCAGCAUAUUAUAGAGGCGCAGUAGGUGCUUUAUUAGUUUAUGAUAUUACAAAACAAGGAAGCUACGAUAGUGUUCAAAGAUGGCUUAAAGAAUUGUCGGAUCAUGCUGAUUCCAAUAUUGUUAUUAUGUUGGUUGGAAAUAAAAGCGAUUUAAGACAUUUACGAGCGGUAUCUACAGAAGAUGGUAAAAAUUUUGCUGCGGAAUGCAAGCUUUCUUUUAUUGAGACAUCAGCUCUUGAUUCAACAAAUGUUGAAGUUGCUUUCCAGACAAUUCUUAAUGAGGUAUAUCAAUCCAUGUCGACAAAAAAUACUGAUUCAAAUGAAUUAAUAACACGGCCUACUGAAGGACAAACAAUUAUUGUUUCAUCAUCUAAGGAAAAUACAAAGGCUGCUGGAAAAUGCUGUUAA